UAUCACUUCUGCCUGUGAGAUGCCGAGAGAUUAUAGACCACAAAUAUAAAAAAAUAAUAAUAUUUUUGUUAAUAAUUCUGAUAGGAACAUGGGGAUUUGGGAAUAUACUCUUUAUUUGACCACCACAGCCUGCCUAUGGAGUGUGUCGCUUCAGGGAGAGCAUCAGAGGAGACUCUACAGAGACCUGAUGAAAGACUAUAACCCACUGGAGAGACCCGUGUUCAAUGACACACACUCACUCACUGUGUAUUUCACCUUCAGUCUCAUGCAGAUCAUGGACGUGGAUGAGAAAAACCAAGUACUUACAACCAACAUUUGGUUGCAGCUGUACUGGUAUGACUACUAUCUUCAGUGGAACUCCUCUGAAUAUCCUGGAGUGACGAAUGUGAGAUUCCCUGACAGUCAGAUCUGGAAGCCUGACAUCUUACUUUAUAACAGUGCCGAUGAAAGGUUCGACGCCACAUUUCACACUAAUGUGCUGGUCAACUCCUCUGGUGCCUGCCAAUACCUCCCGCCAGGGAUAUUCAAGAGCACCUGCUACAUCGACGUCCGCUGGUUCCCCUUUGACCUUCAGAGGUGUGAUCUGAAAUUCGGCUCCUGGACGUAUGGCGGGUGGUCUCUGGACCUGCAGAUGAUUGAUGCUGACAUCACAGGAUAUAUCGCUAAUGGAGAGUGGGACCUUGUGGAGGUUCCAGGUCGAAGGAAUGAGAAAUUCUACGACUGCUGUAAGGAGCCGUACCCAGACGUGACAUUCACCGUGGUGAUGCGGAGACGGACGUUGUACUACGGACUGAAUCUGCUCAUUCCCUGUGUGCUCAUCUCCACUCUGGCUCUACUCGUCUUCCUGUUGCCGGCCGACUCAGGAGAGAAGAUCUCUCUCGGGAUCACAGUCCUGCUCUCACUGACAGUUUUCAUGCUUCUGGUAGCAGAGAUAAUGCCGGCGACAUCCGACUCUGUACCCUUAAUAGCUCAAUAUUUCGCCACCACCAUGGUUAUUGUUGGACUGUCUGUGAUAGCCACAGUCUGGGUAUUACAGUAUCACUACCAUGAUCCGGAUGGAGGAAAAAUGCCUAAAUGGACCCGUGUGGUGCUGUUGAACUGGUGCGCAUGGUUCCUGCGGAUGAAGAGGCCUGGCGAGGACAGAGUUCGCUCAGCUUGUCACAAUAAGCAUCCGCGCAGCAGCGUCUCCAGCGUGGAUCUGAACAUCAGCACUGGAGCCACACAGUCCACCAAUGGAAACCUGCUGUACAUCGGCUUCCGUGGGAUGGACACUCUUCACUACGCCACUUCCCCGGAUUCAGGGGUGAUCUGCAGUCGACUCGUCGCCUCGGGAGAGGAAGAUGUGCUUCUCCCUGGAGCUCCGGCGUCUUCUGUUAGCAGCGGCCCUAGCGAAACUGAACUCUCCAAAAUCUUGGAUGAGGUUCGGUACAUCGCCAAACGCUUCCGGGACCAAGACGAGGAAGAGACUUUGUGUAACGAGUGGAAGUUUGCAGCUUCUGUCAUUGACCGUCUUUGUCUCAUGGCCUUUUCCCUGUUCACCAUUCUCUGCACCAUUGGUAUCUUAAUGUCUGCCCCAAACUUCGUAGAGGCCAUAUCCAAGGAUUUCUUCACCUGAGGCCAAGGCCCUAUUGUAGUUAUUUUUACUUCUCAGAGCCUCUUAAGUGUAAAAAUAUACUUAUUUUAUAGAUUAACACUCUAAAAUUUGACAUGAAAGAAAUAGUUCACCCAAAAACUGGAAGUGAGCAGAGUGAACAUUCAGCUCAACGUCUCCUUUUGGUUUUCACGCAACAAAGGCAAUUAAACAGGUUUGAAACGACAUGAGGGCGAGAAAAUAAAUCAUUAAAUGAUGAACCGGUCCUUCAAGACAGGUUUCAACGUAGUGUUUGUGUAGUAGUGGCUCUAUAAAUGUGAUGUAUCAAUUGUAGUGUGAACCAGAGACAAGACUAGCCUCAUAUGCACUUUAUAAAAGUGUGUUUGUUUUUUUAUUAGUUAACUAUUUGCUCCACCUAAAGAACAUGCAUUCAUACAUUUCCUGUCUUGUUGUGUCUGCCAUCAUGCUUUGUCUGUCACUGCUGUUGUAUAUCUUCAAGCUCGUGUCUUUAUUCCAGUGUGUAACUGCUGGUGAAUCAGUCAGUGUAUGUGAUGAUAUGAAGGUGGAGAUUGCAGCCUAUUUUUUCUUUUAAAAUAUUGUACAGUAUAAUGACAAAUAAACUUAUUUUUGUAGGUUGCAUCUGA
Messenger RNA from Pimephales promelas (fathead minnow), 2235 nucleotides. It is a transcript of the gene chrna7a, whose product is annotated as cholinergic receptor nicotinic alpha 7 subunit. Gene Ontology annotation, molecular function: transmembrane signaling receptor activity; acetylcholine-gated monoatomic cation-selective channel activity. Gene Ontology annotation, biological process: monoatomic ion transmembrane transport. Gene Ontology annotation, cellular component: postsynaptic membrane. Lineage: Eukaryota; Metazoa; Chordata; Actinopteri; Cypriniformes; Leuciscidae. The record is from RefSeq and is a predicted model, not a curated record.